CAUGUUUCCGUCUCGUUAUAGUUAGCUCUGCAGGUAGCUGCAAGAGUGAGAUUAAAGCGGCACUGCAGAACACAAAGACUUUUAAAAAUUAGUUUUCUGCUUACAGAUGUUGCUAAGCAUUCCAUGUAUGUAUCAUGUUAAAUGCAUGUAGUGAACAUAUAAUGGACCUCCGUAGAAGACCUCUGCAAGUAACCAAUCAGAUUGCACCAUUUGUGACAAGCAUCUCUUCGUUGCUAAGGCAGCCCUUCUUGCACAAAUUUCUGCAAUGAUCAUCCUGUUGUUAUUUGCUACAUCCAAAGCUGCCUACUGCACAAUUGUUUCUGUUAUCAAAUUCAAAACAAGAUGGCGUUUUUACGCACAAAACAUAUUUGCUUCUGUUGUACUGUUGUACUGUGCUGGCUCAAGGUAUCUGUCUUAUAUACUAUAAUAAUACAUCCAGUUUAUCUUAAAUACAUGUGACCAGGCUCUGGGAAAACAGACCAAUUGAGACUACAGUGCAUAAUCUCAUAAAAUUUUUCUUUGCUUAUAGUUAUAUAACUACAGUCUUUUUACUACCUCUCUGCAAACAUGCACCUUAAUUUGGCAAUCUUUGAGUGGGCGUUUCUCAAUACCAACGCGCAUAACUCAGGCAUGGAACGAGGUAUGUGCGUAGGCAAUUCUUUGCUCUAUCAUCUGGUAUAUAGAUCGCAAAAAUUAUAGCUUGCGCCAAUUGGUCUGUUUUCCCGAGCCUGUUACAUAUACCUCCUGUACAAGAAAAUCCCUCUCUUUGAUAAUACUUGCUCUGAAAUAUUGAUUUUCUCAGAAACAAAAAAUUGUUAUUCUUGUUUUAGUCUGCAGCUAUAAGAUGCAAGAUGGAUGCAAGAUGAUUGUCUAAGCGCCAGAAAAAAAUAAUUCCAACAACUUUUUUAGGACCUAAAAAAUUAUGCUGAUGCUGAUGUAGCGGCUGGCGCUAUAAUUACAUCAACUUUACAGUAUCACUUCUGGUUUCUUUAUGUCAUUUUUGUGGCAGCUGCAGUUGAACGGACCUAGCUAAGGUGUCUGGCUGUAAAGCAUUGACUAAACAGACUCAACAAGACAGAAAAUGUGAUGCAAUCUGAGAAAAGAGACCACUUCGCGGUAAAAGUCAAUUAGAGCUAUAGGCGUAUUCAUGACUCAUGGUGUUAAUUGAUUAAUAACGUUUUAAUAGCUUAUAUGUAUCUACAGACCUUCUGCUACCUGUCUACGAAGUCUGAAGCUCUGAAUCCAUCUCUUUCCACCCGAGCGAGCCGUCAGAAAACUGUCACUAUUGUUCACUUUUUAUAAAAAAAUUUUGCCACGUAAACGAUUUUUCCGCCUACGCGACACGGAAAUAUCCGGUAGUAUACGGGGGGAUUUUCCCCUUGCGGUAGAAUUUACAUCCGUUACUUAGCUACUAAAAUUAUAAUGCACGUUCACGCAUGGUCUAUUCUGCAUUGAUGGCGACACAUACGAGUGCAAGGGAAGCUUCUAAAGCUAUAAAUGAUCUACUGCACUACUCUCUCGAGGACCAGGAUGCCUUGCUAGAUGUCCUAGAUGAGUAUUUCACUUCUCCUGAAGACCUGGAAGAAGACAGUGAUGCAAUGGACACCACAGGUAAAAUACACAUCAAAAUAAAUACAGUAUACGCUAAAAUAAGACAGCUUGACAUGCAAAACACAUACAUAAUUAUAAAUGCACAAUAAUACUACCUAACAUAACUACACAGAGUGUGACAUAGAGGAUGAGAGAGAAGAAUUUAACAGUGACGAAGAAACAGACGUGGACGACGAAAUUGACAUUUCUACAGAUACGACAGUAACAGAGGCAAUGUCCAAAUUACAGCAGGUUUGUGAUGUUGAGGUGGAACUCACUCGAUCAGACGCUGAAGAGAAGAAGGAGGUACACGAUUUUUGCCGAAAAGAGUGUGGGUGUAGUCUGUGGAAACAGAAGUGCUGCUCGCUCCAGUUUUCAGUUCACGAAGUCGAAGACGUUCGUUCCCAGUGCGCAAGCCUCUCCCACGACGAGCUGGAUAUGGUUCUUUUAGGACAAAUCAUGGCCACAUCCAACAAUAGAGACACGGUUGUUACAGCAUCUGGGCAUAAAAAGUCACCGCGACAGAAAGCGUACACCAGAUAUUUUCACCAGGGAUUGAUUGUUUGUGCCAAAAUGUUCUUGUUUUUCCAUGGUGUUAGUCGCACACGUAUGAAGGCCCUGGCCCAAAGAUACAAAGAAAAUGGAUUGACCCCAAGGAUCCAUGGUAACACCAAGCGUUCCCCGAAGUGGACACUUUCUCUCUCUUCAGCUGAAUUCGUUGUUGGUUUUUUGGUCCACUACACUCAACUCCACGGGCUUCUUUUACCAGGCCGUGUGCCUGGUUACAGUCGAUCAGACCUGAAGCUGCUACCCUCUAGUGCGACCAAGCGUUCAAUUUGGAUCGAAUAUCAUCAAUCGGCCAUCAAUGACAGCAGUAUUCACACAGUUGUGUACAGCACCUUCUGUCGGCUCUGGCGUACUCUCCUACCACAAGUUCUCAUAAUGAAGCCAAUGUCCGAUCUCUGUUGGCAGUGUCAGCAAAACAGCACGGCUAUCAUUCGUUCUGCCAACAGCCAGGAAUCCGAUAAAAGCUCAACUCUCAAGGCUGCUGAAGACCACCUAACGCACGUACAGUUGGAGCGAUCGUACUAUCGAGCGAUUUGUGAUGACUGUCGACAAGAAGUCCGAACAUGCUUCACAGAAAACGGCACCUUCUCACCACCACUGCCUCACUCGGGAAUCCCUGCAAACACCAAGAGAAUAAAAGUGCAUUAUUCAUUUGAUUAUGCUCAGCAAGUACAUUACCCAUGUGAUCCUCUGCAGCCUGGGCCAAUCUUUUUUUUGACACCUCGGAAGUGCUCAAUUUUUGGUGUUCAUUGCGAAGCCAUCCCCCGUCAAGUAAACUUCCUUGGAGACGAGGCAGGAGAUUGUGGCAAGGGAGCAAAUACCGUCAUCAGCCAGCUUCACUAUUACUUCGAACACCAUGGCCUAGGGGAGACGGAGGUGUACCUGCACGCUGACAAUUGUACGGGUCAAAACAAAAACAGCUGCAUGAUCCACUACCUUUGUUGGCGUUGUAUGACAGGACGGCACACGAAGGCCACAAUCUCGUUCAUGGUUGUCGGCCACACCAAGUUUGCUCCAGAUUGGUGCUUUGGUCUUUUGAAACAGCGGUACAGAAGAACGAGAAUUGGCUGUCUCACAGAUAUUGCUACCGUUGUCAACCAGUCUGCAGUCUGCAAUGUCUCCCAGCUCGUUAUUAGAGAGGACGGGACAACAGUUGUGCCUGUGUUUGAUUGGACCAGUUUUUUUGCUGUCCGGAUGAAGAAACUGACUGGUAUCAAAAAGUUUCACCACUUUUACUUCGAUUCGGCAAAACCAGGCGAGGUCGUUGUGAAAGUGCGCUCCGAUUCAGCCGAAACGAAAUACGAGUUGCUGAAACAGCCUUGGACUCCUGAUCCUCAAACACUUCCCGACAAAGUUCCACCAAGAGGGCUCUCAAGUGAACGUCAGUGGUACUUAUACGAAAAAAUCCGUCCGUUCUGUCCCUUUGAAUCACAAGACGUAACUUGUCCCUUGCCUACCGCUCCAAGGCCAACCAGUCGCCAUGGAACUCCAGCUACAACACCUCCUCCCCCUGAGUCAUCCCAGCCACCUGCAAAAAAACGGAGAUGUGGUUUGUGCAGGCAGGAAGGACAUGUUCGAACUGUUUGCCCUCAAAGACAAGACUGAAUUAUUUUUUAUACUUAUAAUAUACUUAUUACACUAUUGCAUACUUCACAUGAAAUGUUGUGACUGUUACUCAUUCAAGUUAAGCAAGUUAAGCAAGAAACACACUAAAGGCUAGCUAGAUCUAGGGUGUAAUUUAACUUACUUGAGUUAGAGAAGGUAUCCUUAGCCCUGGAGCUAUCUUGCUUCCAAACGGUGAGAUGUGUGACUGCUGUGCCCUAUUCUGUUGUAGUCAUUAGCUCAAGAGCUUCAGGAGUAAGCGAUGGAAGUAGUAUACUUUAUCUACAAGGCCCUAAAGCUUUCUUAGAAAAAUAA
Halichondria panicea is the source of this 4074-nucleotide messenger RNA. RefSeq lists its product as uncharacterized. The record is from RefSeq and is a predicted model, not a curated record. The coding region runs from base 1825 to 3762 and encodes 645 amino acids. NCBI's taxonomy places the organism in Eukaryota, Metazoa, Porifera, Demospongiae, Suberitida, Halichondriidae. The transcript has a single exon.